GAGCGCUGCAUUGGGCUGUUGAAAAGCAGACUCCGGUGGCUGCAAAGGCACCUUACUCUGUAUUAUCAUCCAACAAUAGCCAUAGUCAUUAUAUCGGCGUGUGCAGUGCUCCACAAUAUCUGCCUUUCAUCGAGGGAGCCAGAACCGGAGCCAGACUCUGAACCUGACGAGCCAGGGUUGGAGUCUGGGCCGAGCUCGGACGGUUCUCAGUCAAGCUCGGAGGGUUCAGCGACGGAUGACGAGGGGCUGGCUCCUGCUUACCCUCGGGUCAGCCUCUCGGACAGGGGCAGGGUUCUGAGGCAGCGCCUUGUUGCCCAGUUCCGAACCCGCCGUUGCCGUGCCUCCCUGGAGCCCCACGCAAGCCACAAUGGUAGUCCCGCCCACCAGGGACACCACCAGCGCCAAGGAGUCUGUCGCCACAACGGAGGUCCCACUUAUCAGGGACACCGUCGGCGACAGGGAGCCCCUCAUCGUCCUCGCCACGGUGGCACUCCCGCACACCAGGGACGCCACCGGCGACAGCGAAGCCCCCGUCGUCCUCACCUCGACUGA
Ixodes scapularis (black-legged tick) is the source of this 552-nucleotide messenger RNA. RefSeq lists its product as uncharacterized. The transcript has a single exon. Lineage: Eukaryota; Metazoa; Arthropoda; Arachnida; Ixodida; Ixodidae. The annotation marks the transcript as partial. The record is from RefSeq and is a predicted model, not a curated record.